Osmerus eperlanus (European smelt) is the source of this 942-nucleotide messenger RNA. RefSeq names its product proline-rich proteoglycan 2-like. The transcript has a single exon. The record is from RefSeq and is a predicted model, not a curated record. The coding region runs from base 1 to 942 and encodes 313 amino acids. NCBI's taxonomy places the organism in Eukaryota, Metazoa, Chordata, Actinopteri, Osmeriformes, Osmeridae.
AUGAGGAGGCCUCUUGGGCUAGCCCCCCAACCACCUCCACAACAGGGGCCACAAAGACCCAACCACCUCCACAACAGGGGCCACAAAGACCCAACCACCUCCACAACAGGGGCCACAAAGACCCAACCACCUCCACAACAGGGGCCACAAAGACCCAACCACCUCCACAACAGGGGCCACAAAGACCCAACCACCUCCACAACAGGGGCCACAAAGACUCAACCACCUCCACAACAGGGGCCACAAAGACCCAACCACCUCCACAACAGGGGCCACAAAGACCCAACCACCUCCACAACAGGGGCCACAAAGACCCAACCACCUCCACAACAGGGGCCACAAAGACCCAACCACCUCCACAACAGGGGCCACAAAGACCCAACCACCUCCACAACAGGGGCCACAAAGACCCAACCACCUCCACAACAGGGGCCACAAAGACUCAACCACCUCCACAACAGGGGCCACAAAGACCCAACCACCUCCACAACAGGGGCCACAAAGACUCAACCACCUCCACAACAGGGGCCACAAAGACCCAACCACCUCCACAACAGGGGCCACAAAGACCCAACCACCUCCACAACAGGGGCCACAAAGACCCAACCACCUCCACAACAGGGGCCACAAAGACCCAACCACCUCCACAACAGGGGCCACAAAGACCCAACCCCCUCCACAACAGGGGCCACAAAGACCCAACCACCUCCACAACAGGGGCCACAAAGACUCAACCACCUCCACAACAGGGGCCACAAAGACUCAACCACCUCCACAACAGGGGCCACAAAGACCCAACCACCUCCACAACAGGGGCCACAAAGACCCAACCACCUCCACAACAGGGGCCACAAAGACCCAACCACCUCCACAACAGGGGCCACAAAGACCCAACCACCUCCACAACAGGGGCCACAAAGACCCAACCACCUUGUCAGUUGA